Symbiodinium sp. CCMP2592 is the source of this 1212-nucleotide messenger RNA. Lineage: Eukaryota; Dinophyceae; Suessiales; Symbiodiniaceae. The record is from the annotation of a GenBank genome assembly.
AUGCUGCGUCGUAGUUUGUCUUUGUUUCUGCUGGGCUGGGCUGCGGGCAAGCGCGUUCAACAGGACGAUCCGUCUGCGAACUCCUUGGUUACAUCUUCAUCAGACCCUGAUUGCAUCACGACCGACAAUGUCACGAUACCAACUGUUCGCGAGGCCGAAUCUCUGAGGGAUGCUCUCGCCGAACUCCACCAGUCAUCUGCCGGCGACCUCUAUGGUAUCGGUCCGGCAGAAGAGCCCAUUGCAUCUCUUGCAAUUCGCUUCGCUAUGCUGGCGUAUGGUCGCAAUGAUGCCCACGGCUAUUCUGUGCGGGCUUACACUUUCGGGAACGAUACCGAAAUUUCAAUGCUCGAGUUCCAGUUCAAAAGCUGGUUUCAUGCCAGCGCCAGGGUUGAUGAUGCCGCACAUCUGGUGGCAUACCUGGUCAAAGUUGAAGGAGGGGUGGGUGUAGUUCUCUGCUACAAAGGAUCCACGAACAAAAAAGACUGGCAGGCAAACCUCAAGAGUGAGCCUGAAGCCUUGUUCCGCGACACUCGUUUGCUUUCCGAUCUCUUGAAGGGCGUGGAAGUUCAUCGUGGCUUCAUGCGGCAUAAACGCUCCGUGGACCUGCGUAUGAACAUGUUCAGCAUGGAGGCUGUGGAGAAGAUAUUGACCUCCUGGGGCGUCCCAGGAGUUUCAUUCCACCAGCCCUUCGCUAUGUUCCUUUACUCUGGUGUGUGGAAGUGGUGCGUAAGCAUCGGGCAUAGCUUGGGUGGUGCAAUGUCCGCCAUAUCUGCUCUGAACAUUGCUGUUCACAGCAGGAGUUCACAGGUGUACUCCGUUGUGCUGGGCUCCGCCAUACCGGGCAACCAAGGCUUUGUCGACGCCAUGCAGAAGUACGUGAAGCCGAGAGGGGGCUUGCGAAUCGAGAACGAAGGAGACAUGGUCACCUUCUUGGGCUACGGGAAUGUGCAAUGGUCGCGCAGUUCACGUGUCGUCCAUGGAAUCGGGUGGACGAUUCCGCACACUUGGCUUCGCUCGACAUUCAAGAAGAUGAAGAACCAUCUCAUUUUCGAUAUCGGGAACACUACAUUCCGACUUGAGACAGCAGCGGACAACUAUCACAGCCUUGAUGCUCAUCUUGGUCAGCUGUGGCACUACUACAACGAGACGGGCAUCUUGGUGACCGGAGAUGAUAUCGCCGAUCACAACCCUUAUUUCGGACACGAGGUCUGA